Molecule: messenger RNA, 1718 nt
Organism: Gymnodraco acuticeps
Lineage: Eukaryota; Metazoa; Chordata; Actinopteri; Perciformes; Bathydraconidae
Gene: pex10
Product: peroxisomal biogenesis factor 10
Exons: 6
Coding region: 190-1230 (346 amino acids)
Biological process (GO): protein import into peroxisome matrix
Cellular component (GO): peroxisomal membrane
Molecular function (GO): zinc ion binding
Source: RefSeq, a predicted model, not a curated record
ACUUCCGUUUUAUUUCCUCUUUCAACGGUACUGACUUUAGCUCCUUUCGUUCCAUGAAUUGGUGACACUUAUGAAAUAUUAAUGCAUAUUCCGACAAUGCACAACACAGGGACCAGGCUUGUGUUUCACCGGACGGUCCGCCUGCUGUCACAACGACAUUAGCUCUCUGUGGUCGGCUGUGAGCUCACCAUGCCGCUCGCUCCGGCUAACCAGUCCCACCUGAUCCGCUCCAGUCAGAAGGACGAGUACUACCAGAGCUCCCUGAGGAACACCGCCAACGAAGCCUUCCAGACUCUGGCUGCUGUACUUUCAGCACUUCAGGAGGGUCUCAGGUUUCAAGUGUGUUCACUUCCUGUAGGAUCCAAGCGAUGGCUGGACUGGAGGAGAGAGAUCGAGCUGCUGUCAGACCUGGCAUACUACGGUUUAACCACAUUGUCAGGUUACCAGACCCUGGGCGAGGAGUACGUCCACAUGGUCCAGGUGGACCCCACUAAACACCGGGUCCCCUCCCGGGCCAGGCGGAGCCUCUUUGUCCUCCUCCACUCCUUCUUCCCUUACCUGCUGGAGAAGGUGCUGGUGAGCCUGGAGAACGAGCUGGAAGGCGGGGGGGCGAGGCAGCGGCAGGCAGCGUCCCGGUCCUGGAGCCUGGAGGCCUGGCUGAGGAGGGGGGUGCAGAGGGGGGUGGGGCUGCUGCCGGAGCCCCAGAGGAGGGCCUGCCUCCCGGCUGUGUCUGUCCUCCGGCAGGCUCUCACCCUGCUGCAGCGCCUCCAUGUGGCUCUGUUCUACCUCAGCGGCUCCUUCUACCACCUGUCCAAGAGGGCGGCUGCCAUCACAUAUCUGCGUGUGGCGGGGCUCCAGGGCGAUGACGGCACCAUCAGGAGCAGCUACAGGCUCCUGGGGGCCCUGUCCCUGCUGCAGCUCCUCAUCACUGUGAGUCUGCAGCUCAACAACUACAGGAAGAAGCAGAGAGCCCGGCAGGAGUGGCAGCUCCACAGGAACCUCAGGUGCACACUGCCAGAGAACACACACUCUCUAAACCUGCAUUCAAAUCCUCAGCACACACACAGCGGGGGGGGGCCCCAGGGGGCCAGCUGUAUGCUCUGCCUGGAGGAGCGCAGACACUCCACCUGCACGCCCUGCGGACACCUCUUCUGCUGGGAGUGCAUUACAGAGUGGUGCAACACCAAGGUCAGCUGCAGCACACCCACUCUCAAGCACAUCUCAGAAUAGAAGCUUAUUACCAAGCGGAGUGCCCCCUGUGUCGGGAGAAGUUCGAGCCCCACAGACUGGUGUACCUGAGGAACUGCAGCUAGCACACAGACUGGUGCACCUGAGGAACUGCAGCUAGCACACAGACUGGUGCACCUGAGGAACUGCAGCUAGCACACAGACUGGUGCACCUGAGGAACUGCAGCUAGCACACAGACUGGUGCACCUGAGGAACUGCAGCUAGCACACAGACUGGUGCACUGAUGCGUGUUAACCCUCUCAGGAACACGUGGAGACACAACAGAACUUUGUGCCAACAUUCUGCAGUUCUUUAAGUAUAAACCUUUAGCUUAUUAUUAUUAUUUUUUUUUUAUGAACUGCCUCUUUUGUUUAUUUUCCACAGAAGUAGCUGAUUGAGAAUAACAUUAUUGAUUGUAUCAGUCGAAAUCGUGUAAAUAUAACCUUUUAAUUCAUUAAAAACCUUUGAUUGGAAUAAAAUAUGGGUCAAA